This is a messenger RNA of Pieris napi, 1222 nucleotides long. RefSeq names its product palmitoyltransferase ZDHHC23-A (gene GABPI). The record is from RefSeq and is a predicted model, not a curated record. The transcript has 6 exons. NCBI's taxonomy places the organism in Eukaryota, Metazoa, Arthropoda, Insecta, Lepidoptera, Pieridae. The coding region runs from base 52 to 843 and encodes 263 amino acids.
GAAUCAGCAAAAAAAAACUAUUAAUAUUAUGUACUUAUCUAAGUCCCAAUAAUGUCUCAGGAUAUUUUACCCCAAGGAGCAAGUAAAUCCAAUAAGAAAUGGGACAGGGACACGGUUGUGCCGUUCAUUUUAUUACCACUUCUGCUAUUGAUAGCAACAAUAUCUCUUACCAUCACGAUAAUUGUUAUGAUUUUUAUUGGAAUGGGCGCCUUAUAUGUUCAAUCACGUCCUAGACAGAAAAAUCGGUCCCCUUUCUUCUAUUCAUGGACAUUGUCAUCUGGAAUUUGUAUGUUUCUUGUGUAUGAGCUAGGGGUUUUAUCAUUACUGCAAAUAACUCAAUUAGAAAACUUUAUAUUUUUAUUACUUUUGGCUGGAACAUGUUAUUGUUUCUAUAGGAUGAAAGCAAUUGCUGAUCAUGAAUUAUAUUUGGGUACAAAAGGUAAAGAAUACAGUCCUGUAUUAACUUCCGAUUCCUAUUACUGCCAAGUCUGUCAAUUGGAAGUAAAUGAAAGAUACUUUCACUCUAUUUGGUGGGAUUGUUGUGUUUUCAGACCAAAUUACAUUUAUUUUGUAUAUGGGCAAAUAUUUGCAUUUGCAACACUUGCUUUUGGUGCUAACUUGGGACUCACAACAAUAUGUCAUCCCAUGAUUUUGUACGGCUCACUGAUGAUACCUGAAGAUUGCACUGAUGCUUAUUUUGAAUUUAACUAUGCAUUAUGCUUUGUAUCCUGUGUUUAUGCAAUUGGGUACUUAUCAGUAAUUGCCUUAGUUAUUCUCCAACAACUGUUUAUCUACCUUCCGAAGUAUUUUGCACCACAGUGGAGAAGGCUGAUUGAUGUUUGAAUUUUAGUUUUGGGAAAAUUCAAAAGCUUAUAUGCCUUACAAUAUUUAUUUUAUAAAGUUUUAGGAGUGGUAUAUUAAUUCAUAAGCCUAUAUCAGCGUAUAUACUACAAUAGUAUGAUUACUAUCGACAUCUCCAUAGCCUAGUCAUUCUACUAAGGGCUGUAAUUUUGCAGAUGCUUUUGCAAUGCUUAGAAAAUUGGUGGUUUAACACUGAAAAGUGGUUGUCUUUGUGUGAGCAGUAUUUUUUAAAUAUAUUUUCAAAUUUACUCGAAAACGCACCUGGGUAAAGUGGCGAAAUACAUUCAAUAAAAUAGAUAUAAUGUGUCCUGUGUUAAUCAAGGUCGGGUAAUUUAUUUCUUAAUUUAUACCUUAUAUAAAA